AUGGUACCACAUUACCUCCUUGUUUUGACCCUGGCUGUCGCAGUAAGCGCGAGAACGGCAAGCACCAAUCAAAACACAUUGGAAGAAGGCAGAAGUUCAGAUGACACCAUUUUGGGUGACCUGAAAGUAGCUUAUGAAACGUAUAAGGAUUGCAGCGGUGGAGAUAUCGGGACAUGUCUGAAGGUGAAACUGGCGAAGGCGCUGAACAGGAUAUCGAAGAAUGAGGAGGUAUCCUUGAUGAGCGGUGUGACGAUAACGAAGGAUAAGGAUGCCAAGGUCGAGGACGUUGAGGAGGCGCUUCCGAGAAGCCUGGACGAGAGCUCCUUGGACCAUCACAUCUUGGACCAGAUCGUUGGAUUCAUGCAGUCUCAUACAGUCCAGAUCAAAUUCCCGGCCGGUAAUGACCUCCAACGCGCUUUCGAAGAAGGCCGCAGCAGGAGGAAGAAGCUCGCCCCUCUCCUCGCCAUCCCCCUCCUCAUCGGGGGUAUGAUGGUGCCCCUGGCCUUCGGAGCCCUCGCCCUGCUGGCUGGCAAGGCCCUGAUUGUAUCGAAACUGGCGUUAGUGCUGGCUGGUAUCAUCGGGCUGAAGAAACUGCUGUCGCCGUCGGGAGGCGGUCAUGAGGCGCAUGAGGUUGUCGUCUCCGCUGGCCAUGGAGGAUCUGGAUGGAGCAGGUCGCUCGAGAAAUCCCACGACUUAGCAUACAACGCGUACGCCCCGGCCCAGUAGCCAACCCAACCCACCAAAAAGUUAUUUAAGCAAGCAUAAGGAACAAACGUCUAUAUAACUAAUACAUAGUACACGAUGGCUUCGAUAUCCAAAUUCGAAAAACAAGUGCGAAUCGGAGCGUUUCGAAAACGGAAUCCUACAGUUUCGAAUGUAACACUAAGGACAGCGUUUCGAAUAUGGAAUCCUACAGUUUCGAAUGUAACUCUAAAGAUUUCGGUUAGUGUUUAAAAUGUAACUUUUUGUGUGCGUAAUGUUACUGAUGGUUACGGUUACAUUCGUCUCUGCGCGAUCAUGGCAAAUUAUAGGUACAAUGAAAUGGAAUUUACAAUGGAAUGAAUAGAUAUCUUGCGGUCAACAGUACCU
Molecule: messenger RNA, 1089 nt
Organism: Leguminivora glycinivorella
Lineage: Eukaryota; Metazoa; Arthropoda; Insecta; Lepidoptera; Tortricidae
Gene: Osi8
Exons: 3
Coding region: 1-726 (241 amino acids)
Source: RefSeq, a predicted model, not a curated record